UGCGUAAACCCUGCUGACAACCGUCCUUACUCCCGGACACCCGAUUAGUCUUUUACUUCGGAAUCGUAGGAGUUGUGAUGCUUUGAGAUUUGUGAACUUAAAUUUUAUCCGUCGUAAUCCUAGGUAGCAUAUUUCAUUUAAACUAGCAAAAUGGUGCGUAUGAACGUAUUGAGCGAUGCUCUGAAAUCAAUUAACAAUGCUGAAAAGAGAGGCAAAAGACAAGUUUUGAUUAGGCCUUGUUCCAAAGUCAUCAUCAAAUUUUUAAAAGUUAUGAUGAACCAUGGUUAUAUUGGUGAGUUUGAAAUUGUUGAUGAUCACAGAGCUGGCAAAGUAGUUGUUAAUCUAACUGGUCGUUUGAAUAAGUGUGGUGUUAUAUCCCCAAGAUUUGAUGUACCUAUUAGAAAUAUUGAAAAAUGGACUAAUCAAUUACUGCCUUCCAGACAAUUUGGGUAUGUUGUAUUGACUACUAGUGGUGGUAUUAUGGAUCACGAAGAAGCCAGACGGAAACAUUUAGGAGGCAAAAUCUUAGGAUUUUUCUUUUAAAUUGUACGUUUUUAUCUUUUUUUUAAAUAAUAAAAAUUGUACCAUUGAAAAAAA
This is a messenger RNA of Daktulosphaira vitifoliae (grape phylloxera), 597 nucleotides long. RefSeq names its product 40S ribosomal protein S15Aa. Gene Ontology annotation, molecular function: structural constituent of ribosome. Gene Ontology annotation, cellular component: cytosolic small ribosomal subunit; ribosome. Gene Ontology annotation, biological process: translation. The transcript has 4 exons. The record is from RefSeq and is a predicted model, not a curated record. Lineage: Eukaryota; Metazoa; Arthropoda; Insecta; Hemiptera; Phylloxeridae. The coding region runs from base 151 to 543 and encodes 130 amino acids.